Cryptomeria japonica (Japanese cedar) is the source of this 6829-nucleotide messenger RNA. RefSeq lists its product as uncharacterized. NCBI's taxonomy places the organism in Eukaryota, Viridiplantae, Streptophyta, Pinopsida, Cupressales, Cupressaceae. The record is from RefSeq and is a predicted model, not a curated record. Bases 466 to 3441 code for a protein of 991 amino acids. The transcript has 13 exons.
CUAAUAGAGAAACCUUUUUCCGGCUUUGAUGGAGGAGAGCUACUUCUCAAGGGGAGUAGUUGGUUGUAUGUUCUAGUAUAUUUUCUUAAUUGCUUUGGCAUUUGAUGUCAAAGGGGGCUCUGCUAUUUGAGGGAUUUUCAGAGGCUUCUGCAAUUAUCUCGGGGGCGUUCUUGAAGCAGCAAGUGGGCUCUGCUAUUUGAGGGAUUUUCAGAGGCUUCUGUAAUUAUCUUGGGGGCCUUCUUGAAGCAGCAAGUGGGCUCUGCUAUCUUUAGCGCCGUUUUCAGAGGAUUUUGCAAUUAUCUGGGGUGUGUUGUUGAAGAGGAAAUAUUACUACUGUUUUAUCUGGCAUCUCGGUCUCCCCGUGCAGGGAAGGUCUACGGGAAGGAUAUUGGUGUUGUUUAGGUUGCAUUAUUCCAGAUCCUGUAGUUUGUGCAUGCUGCAAGUCUAAGUCGGACAACAGCACAGAUGGCAGUUGUAGAUUAUCACAGCCUUCCCCGGAAAGAGCUUCAAAAUCUGUGUAAGAAAAACGGAAUACCUGCAAAUAAAACAAAUUCCUUUAUGGUAGAUGCUCUUACUUCGAUCUUGAAGGUUGAUAAGCCCGAGGUUGAUUAUUACAGCCUUUCCCGGAAAGAGCUUCAAAAUCUGUGUAAGAAACAUGGAAUACCUGCAAAUAAAACAAAUUCCUUUAUGGCAGAUGCUCUUACUUCGAUCUUGAAGGUUGAUAAAACAAAUGAGUUUGGCUCAGCAACGACUACAACCUUACCUGAGGAUGUAGGGAACAAAUCUGUUUCCUCUAUAUUAAAAAUACUCAAUUAUACGGAAGAUUUCACUGCAUCAAAAUUUCCUUGUGAAAGUACAUUUUUCUCUUUGGAAAUUCAAUCUCAAAGAAAAGAACCGAUUGAGGAAGAUGCUAUCCCUUCAACAGUGGAUACCUAUAUUGAAGAGUUCACUGGAGAAAAUCCAAAGACAGAAACUGCAGCAAUUGAUAACAUUAAUGCAACUAAGACAUCUGAAGCAGAAAACGUUCUAUUGUAUAUUGCAUCAUUGGGUACUGAUGAUUGGAAAGAACUUUACCAUCAGGGUAAUCAGCAAAUUGCACCUGGUCCAGACACUCCUAUAGCCCUUCAUGAGGAUGCGUUGGAGGAGCUUUGCCAACAGGCUAAAUUUGUUACAAAAACUGCCUAUUCUAUAGAUGAACCUGCCAGUCCACAUGCUUAUGUUGAAGCAGUAUCUGCAAUGACUCCUAUCAAAGAUGGAUGUCAAGAUGUUGAAAUGUUGGAUCAAGAGUUGCACUGUUAUUGUAGCGAAAGCCCCAAAAACAAACCAGACAAUGAACACAAUUUUCAUCUUGCAGAGGACUAUCAGAAUAGUGACAAGAAAGUUGAGAGUGUGUCACAGAUGAAUUGUCUCCAUGAUUCUCAUGAGCAAGUGCACAAGAAAAGCCUGUUGCUAGAUUUACAAGCUGAAGAGAGUAGAAGAAUUUCAAGGUUGGAUGACUAUAAGAAGAUUCCAUUUGGUAAAUGUUUACGAGGCAUGAACAAUUUAGCAAGAGCUGCUACCUUACGAGCAGACAUCCUAGCCAAAAGAAGGGGAUUACCUGUUGUGGGAAAUAGUUCUGCUUAUUCACAAUCUACUUCUACAUUUCAUAAUCUUCCUUACCAGAGCCAAAAUGUACAAGAGAACAAAUCCAUUUCUUCUAUAUUAAAAAUACACAAUAAUAGGGAAGAUUUCAGUGCAUCAAAAUUUCCUUAUGGAAGUACAUUUUUCUCUUUGGAAAUUCAAUCUCAAAGAAAAGAACCGAUUGAGGAAGAUGCUAUCCCUUCAACAGUGGAUACCUAUACCAAAGAGUUCACUGGAGAAAAUCCAAAGACAGACACUGCAGCAAUUGAGAACAAUAAUAAAGCUAAGACCUUUGAAGCAGAAAACGUUCUAUUGCAUAUUGCAUCAUUGAGUACAGAUGCUCGGAAAGAGCUUUACCAUCAUGCUAAUCAGCAAACUGAACCUGGUCGAGACACUCGUAUAGCCCUUUAUGAGGAUGUGUUGGGGGAGCUUUGCCAACAGGCUAAAUUUGUUACUAGAAAGGGUGAUGGAUAUUCACUGUGUUUCACAUCCAGUUCCUCUCUUUGUAAAGAUGUGAAUGAUAGGCUGGAUAAUGAUACCAAAAUAUAUAGUCAUGGCGAGGAAACAACAAUUAAUGUGCAAAGAGUAGAUCAUUGGGGUCAGGAAGAGCUUUGUCAACAGGCUAAAUUUGUUACUAGAAUUGGUGAUGAAUAUUCACUGGGUACCACAUCCAUUUCCUCUCUUUGUAAAGAUGUGAAUGAUAGGCUGGACCAUGAUAAUGGAAUAUACGCUAAUGAUGAGCGGACAACAGUUGAUAUGCAAAGAUUGGAUCAUUUGGGUCAGGAAAAACAUUGUCAACAGAGUAAAGUUGUUACCAGAAAUGCUGAUGAGGAAUCCUUACAUUGCACAUCCAGCCUUUCUCCUUGUUCUGUAGUGAAUGUGGGUGACACCCACAAAGACAAGUUUUCUCCUGGUCACGAGGAGAGGUCAAUUCAUGUUGAAGGAGUAGACCUUUUGUCUCAGGAGAAAGAGAUAGACAUGAGAGAUCAGGAAGAAAAUGAUAUCGAUCCAGCACUAUUAUUAUAUUGUGAAAGGCUGAAAAAUCACCAUGAUAAUGAUAAGAAUAGCCAGAGGCACAUUGACACUGAUGACAGAAAAGAUUUGUUUGCAAUGGAAAUGGUUAUAGAUGAUGAAAUAGUGAAACAUGAUCAACCAUGCAACCAACCAUCAUUUUGUAGAGGAAAUGACGAGGAAAUUGACAUUGAUGACAGAAAGGAUUUGUUUGGAAAGGAAAUGGCUGUAGAUGAUGAAACAGUGAAACAUGAUCAACCAUGCAACCAACCACCAUCUUGUAGAGGAAAUGAUGAAGUUAAGAAAAGUAUGGUCAAGAUUCAGACAAAUCAAGUUUCUAACAAGUCUUCUUCAUUUCAGCUUUUUGUCCGCCACGUUAAUGGGGUUAAGCAAUUUGUUGACCUUGAAAAUUCUAGUUCAUCAGAAUGGAUGAAACCCAAUAAAUGUGAGCUUUCUGAGUUAAAAUCAGCAAGCUGUAAAACCAUCAGCAAAGUUGAUGUGACAGCAGAAAGCAGGAAAAUUAUGUCAGAUAAGAUCACUGAUUUUCAGCUACAGAGUUCAGAUUUUGAGAGGUUUUCAGAUCAAAAUCCAACUACAUGCUCUUCAAAAUUCCUUGGAAGCCAGAAUUUUGGUUCCAUGUUGCCCAUUACUAAGAAAUUAAAUGUCUGUAGGGAGCUGAGACGCACCUCUUCAUUACUUAUACCUCCACAUGGUGCAAAUAGAGGCUUAUAUCCUUUAAUGACUAGGAAAUCAAGCAGGCUCUCAUAUACUUUCACGUCUCCAAAGAAUACAAUAAAUGAAUUUUGCUGAGAAGGUUCCUAAUAAUAGGAACAACACAGAUUAUUCGUUAAAGUUAAAUUUUAUUAAGUCUUGCAUAUUAGAGACUGAAUAUGGACCUACUGAAAAGGUCAGAGAGAGUCAAACAAGACACCAGGGACAAUUAAAGAUCCCUCUGAGAGGGAAGUUUAAAGAAAAAGCAGUGGAAGUUGCCAAGACAAAAGCAUUUGUUCAAUGGAAUGACAAUGACUCAGGUAACUUACUAGAUUUAAAUUGGAUCAACUCUUACAUGUUGGAGACUGAAGAUGGAUAUAUUAAAUGUGUGGAAGGCAGAAAAGACACCAGGAACAGUUUAAGACUUCUUUGAGUGGGAAUUCUAAAGAAAAGGCAAUGAAAUUUGCUAAGAAAAUGGCCUUUGUUCAAUGUAAUGAGGCCUUUAAAAAGGGGAAUCACCACAGUAAAUUAGCUCCCUUUCAAAGGGAAUUACUGCAGCUUUUGGCUUUCUCUCUUCCUUCAGCACUAGCAGCGAUUGAAAACUGUGUUGCCAAUUUUAUGUGUUUGGAUCUUUUAUAGAUGUGAGACUUCCUGAACUGGCCUUCCAAUUCUGAGAAAUUAUCUUACUGUCAUUGAUUGCAACUUUUGCGAUAGCUCUUUCUCAUGUUUAGCUUGAAAUUGCAGAGUAUGCUAUAAGAGAUAUCAGAAAAUACAGAAAACUGCAAGAUGGGAUUUGCUAGACUUCCAAGCGUACAAAGCAGAGGAAAGUGAAAGUAUGCUGUGGUAGAAGAGUGUUUAAUGUGCGUGGAAAACACACCCAACACUUGAAGGUAUAGAGAUCUCAGAAGCAAAGCAUGGUGAAGAGAGCGUGGCAUAGAAUCUGAACUUCUUUAGUGAACAGCAAAAAAACAUUCAAUAUUUUAUUGUUGCUCCGCACCCAUGAAGGAAGAAGUCCAGUGUGUGAGUUCUCACGAAUCCCUGUGAACUGUUCAAAGGGCUGGCCUGUUGAAGAUUUUCUUGUCACCUCGCAUCCCCAUUUAUUUUGCUGCAUACCACACAUUCUAUUUGAAAGCUUGCUGCAAAUUGGGAAUCACAGAUUGAUCAGUUAUGUGAACAAUGAAGCAUAAAAGCCAAUAGCAGCAUUGGUAGUUAAUACAGGGCUGAAAAGAAAACGGCGUAGAUGCACAAUUUUGAAGACUCCUAUGGCAACAUAUAAAUGUGACUUGUGCUCAGCAUUUUCUAUUGUUUUCAUUAGAUUAAACAGGUCUCUGUUGGAUUGGUUCAUUUUUAGUUUAAACUGUGUGAGAAAUAGUUCAUCAUCAAUGCUUGGUUCAUAUUACAUGAUCUAUUAUCAUACUGAAAAAAAUAGAUAGAGACUAAAAUUGAAAGGAUAGCUGCAGAUUCGUGAAAAUAAAUAGAGGCAGGGUGGAAUAUUUUUUUAGACUUAUGAGAUAGAAAAGGGAGGAUGUGAGAAAAAACUCAAAAUUCAAAACAGAAAUAAAUAACAAUCAGAAUCAAUAAAUUAUAUAACUAUGUAUAUAUUUUAUUAUAUUAUAUAUAAAAACUUAUUUAUUAGGCACUUAAAUAGCAUAUUAUAUUGUUGGCCUCAUGAUCAAGAGAAACAUGAUAGUUCCAUACGCAUUUAAUAGUAUAUCACCGUAUCUCUUUCACCAAAGAGAUAGAAACUAAUAAUGAAUUCCCCUUCCUCAACAUUUUACUUAUGAAAAAAGAUGACAGCUUCUUAGCUCGUUGGGUUUUUUGUAAGGCUACCAAUAUUGACCUCUACCCUCCACUCUUCCUCUCACCACCACCCAGCUCAAAAUGCUGGCAUCCUCAAAUCCUUGGCCUCUAGAGCCUUUUUGAUUUGUGAUGAUGAAAACAUUGCUCAAGAAAUCACUCAUCUUACCCAAGUCUUUAAAUUAAAUGGCUACAAAACUAAUCACAUUGCUAGAGCCAUUAAACAUGCCAAGUUUUGGGCCUUCACCAAGCGUGGAGUUGUCUCCUCCACUCCCCCUUGCCCCUUACCUACUACCUCUAUCCCUUAUGCUGAAGGCCUAUCCAACAAGAUAUCUAAGAUCCUUCUUGAAAAAGGUCUUCAUUGUACCUUCAAGUCCAUAUGUACUCUUAGAAAAUGCAUCCCUUAUGCCAAAGAUCCAUUGGACACCUUUGAGUCUACAAAAUAGUACAUUGGUGAAAUUGGCUGCUCUAUUUCUGAGAAUCAAAGAGCAUUGUGUGGAAUUAAGACAUGAGUGAGUCCUGAAAUCUGCUUUGGUGGAAACACUCCACCAAGACCAAACACCACAUCCCUUUGAAGGAGACUCAAAUCUUGAUCAAAGAAAAUAACUAUUUUAAGAGAUUGUAUUUUUGCUUAUUUAUGAACUAUAUGUUUUUUCUCAUUUGUGUGUUUUUUAUAUAUUUAGUAAAUAAAGGUAAAGAGAAAACGAUACAACUAAAUAUAUAAUUGUUUAUUUAUUGAAUUGUAUUGUUUUUCUUCACCUUUAUUUCUUUUCUUUAUUUAUAUAUAUAUUUGUUUACAAUUACAUAUUUUUUAAAUUUAUUUUGCUUAUUUUCUUUGUUCUUUUAUUUAAUUAAAAUUCUAUAUUAUUUUCUUAUAUCUUAUUUGCAUUCUAAUAUAAUAAUUUUUUGUUGUUUUAAAUCUUAUCAAUUUCUUCUUUGGUAUUUUAUAUAUAUUUCCUUUUACUUUCUUGGUUCUUUCAUAGUUUAUUUUCGUGUUCUUUUUUUGUAGUUUGUAUUAGUCUCUUUUCUGUUUCUUUUGCAAUUUUUUUUGUUUAUUUGUUUGCCUUUUUCAUUAUUGGGAUUUAAUUAGUGGUUUUUAUCUUUUUGGUAAAAGAGAUGCAAGGUGAUACUAUUUAAGUGCGUAUGGAACUCCUAAAGUUUUUCUCGACCAUGGGGCCAACAAUAUAAUAUAAUUACUAUUUAAGUGCUUAAUAUAUUAGCUGAUUUUAUAUAUAAUAUAAUAAUAUAUAUACAUAGUUAUAUAAAUUAUUUGAUUAUGAUUGUUAUUUGUUUCUUUUUUUAGUUUUGAGUUUUUCUCACACACACCUUUUCUAUCUUGUAGGCCCUAGACUAUUUCACUUGGCAUCUAUUUAUUUUCAUGAGUCUGCAACUAUCUUUUCAAUUAUGCUCUCUAUCUAAUUCUUUCAUUUUAAUGAUGGAUAAUGUAGUAUGAUUCGAAAUGUUGAUGAUGGAAUUUUUUCCAAUACAUUUUAAACCAAAAGUAAACAAAUAUAACAUAAUGGACUAUGGAAAUUAUGUGUCUCUUAAAGGUCUUUGUUGUUCCACAGUGUUUUGCUCUAUGUUGCCUAACAGUUGGAGUUGUUGUGUUUGGAACCCUUGUUACUUGUUUAUGCAUUAUAAAAUUAUAAAGCAGGGUCUAAAAAUAAAGGUACAACAUUAAUUUUAUAGA